AAAACCUUCCGUCUUUUUGCUCAUUGCUUCUGAAGAGGAACUUCGUGCAGUGACGUUUUCAGACACGUCAGCUAAAGUUACCCGGACACAUUUCCGUGCUGCACACUACGCUCUUCUUGGCUGUCCUGUGUUUUUGUCCAUCGAUGUGUUUUUAAGUUAAACGGUAGUCUAAUUAUUUCUCUUUAUUCAUUUCAUCUAUUAGGACGUUACCGUGUUUUAGCCGAACAAUCUUAUGAAACAAGCCGCUGAUUGACUCACUCAUUCCUCUAAUUUUGUGUGUUUGUUUCUGCUUUGGCAUGCUGUCAUCACCAGAUUUAUUGUGGGCACAGCAGGUUUGAUGCCCUCUGCUCCAUCAUGGAGCCCUCAGAUUUGACGACACGCAGGAACGGGCUACAGAGGAGAGUACCAGGUGCCUCCACCCUGUCUGAGCACAUCGGCUCAAUGGACAGAGGGGAGACGAGUUCUCCUGAGCCGGAGACGGAAGAGGAGGCAGACAGCCUCAUCAGGAGCUCAGACAGAGAGAACAGGAGGCGUCACCGGGUUCGGCCGGGUAUCCGUGGUGAACUGGGGAAUAUAGCACUUCUCCUGUUCCUCUAUGUGCUGCAGGGGAUUCCCUUGGGACUGGCUGGCAGCAUCCCCCUAAUCUUACAGAGCAAGAGCGUCAGCUACAAAGACCAAGCCUUCUUCAGCUUCGUCUUCUGGCCGUUCAGUUUGAAGCUUUUCUGGGCACCGCUGGUGGACGCCCUGUACUUCAGCAGGUUUGGGAGAAGGAAGUCGUGGCUGGUGCCCACUCAGUACCUGCUGGGGCUGUUCAUGCUCUAUCUUUCGGCAACAGUCACCUCACUGCUGCAGAGCGAGGAGGGGCCCAAGGUGGGCACGCUCACUGCAGUCUUCUUUAUGCUUGCCUUCCUGGCAGCCACACAGGAUAUAGCUGUGGAUGGCUGGGCCCUCACCAUGUUGUCUAGAGAAAAUGUGGGCUAUGCGUCUACCUGCAACUCCGUAGGCCAGACGGCGGGGUAUUUCCUGGGGAACGUGCUCUUUCUGGCUCUGGAGUCUGCUGAAUUUUGCAACAAGUACCUCCGAAUAGUGCCCAAAGACACCGGCAUCGUCACCCUGCCAGAUUUUUUAUUUUUCUGGGGGGUUAUAUUCCUAGUCUCCACUACCCUGGUGGCCAUCCUCAAAAGGGAGAACGAUCACAGCAGAGGCAGGAGGAACGUCCCGGAAGAGACUCAGGGUGUCACGGAAACCUACAGGCUCCUGUUCUCCAUCGUCAAGAUGCCCACAGUCUUCACUUUUUGUUCCCUGCUCCUCACAGCUAAAAUCGGUUUCUCUGCAGCAGAUGCCGUUACAGGUCUGAAGCUGGUGGAGGCUGGAGUCCCCAAAGAGCAGCUGGCGCUCCUGGCGGUUCCCAUGGUGCCUCUGCAGAUCCUUCUGCCGGUGAUCAUCAGCAGAUACACGGCGGGGCCCCGACCCCUUGACGUCUUUUAUAAAGCCUUUCCGUUCCGGUUGCUUAUCGGGCUUGAGUACGCUCUGCUGGUAUGGUGGACCCCCCAUGUGAAGCAAGAAGGAGGAUUCCCACUUUACUACUACGCCAUAAUCCUGCUCAGCUAUGCAUUGCAUCAGGUGGCGCUGUACAGCAUGUACGUGGCCUGCAUGGCCUUCCACGCCAAAGUGAGUGACCCCCUCAUAGGAGGGACCUACAUGACGCUGCUUAACACAGUCACUAACCUGGGAGGAAACUGGCCCUCCACCGUGGCUCUGUGGAUGGUCGACCCUCUGACCUCUAAGGAGUGCCAGGGGGCCGUGGGACAGAGCUGCAGCUCGUCACUGGAGGCGGAGUUGGGUGUCAAGGAAGGAGGCGUUUGUGUGACGACCAUGGACGGCUACUACGUGGAGUCUGUGGUGUGUGUCGUCAUCGGUUUGCUGUGGUGGCUGUGGCUGGGGAAGAGGAUGAGGCGGCUGCAGGAGCAGAGCUCGUCUGCGUGGAGAUGCAGGGUGAACCAGUGAUACGAAUCCUACAGACAUUUCAGUAGUGAGCUGCACCUUCAUUUUCUGCUCCAAAACCAGCUGGACUCACAGUCGUUCCCACACAGCAACGUUUUGCUCUGGUCUGGCUUUUUCGCUGCCGGAUCGAGGGGACACUUACCAUUAAACAUGCCACUUUAAUGUACACACAUAUGAAGUAAGCCACCAUCACUGUCUUCUUCUUUUUAUUUUUAUUUUUUUUAAACUAUUGCCGCCGUCUUAUAAAGUGUCCUAGUAGAUUUUUACCAUGUUGUGCUGCUUAAGCAAAACCAAACAAAGGCUGGGUCAAAGAAGAUCUUGACAAUUAUUUUUUUUUCAUCUGAAAAAAGAAUUUUUUAAGAUGCUUUAUGGGUUUUAGUACUUCAUCUUCAAACCCAUCUAUCUUUCUUAUAUGAAAGGAAUAUUCACAGAGCCAGAUGCACUAAUCUUAACUCAAAGCACAUGUGAAGAUUUCUCCUCAUAUCCCUGACCUGAACUACGAAGCAGGAAAAGAGUCUAAGUGCAGUUCAGAGAGAAACAGUUAGAGAAAUAGGACGCGGUUACGUAUAAAUGUUUUAAAAAGAAAAAGGAUAAAGAAUAUCUACAGUAUGCAGAAAUAUCUUCUCUUCAUUGUCCCUGUUUCAGUUUAACUAAGGAGAACAUUUUGGGAGACAUCUUACUAUAAUAUUUAUAGUAUUCUAUAAAUAUUAUACUAUAAUAUCAUAUACUCUACUGUACUAUAAUAUAUUUAUAAUUUAAAUCCAUACAAAGGAAUAAAAUAAUUUUUGUCUCCUCCAUUGUAGAAGGGUGCUGCAUUAAAUAUUUGUCUUGUACUUUCAUAUCAGUCAUAUUAGUUAUAGAGUUGGACCAAUCAAGCCCCUGCCAGUUUCUGGUUUUCUUUGAUCUCUGACCUGCCGGUUUCUGUUCAUCCUCUGACUGUAGUACAGAAGAGGAAAACAGGGGCGGCAAGUUCUUUGAUAGGUGUUGUAGUUUUGUAUUCAAAAGAAAAUGAAGGAAUAACACGGUUAUCCCCAUUUAUGCACAAAAUUGAUCUGAUUUUGUCAGAAAAUGUGCAUUAUAGCAUCUGCUGCUGGUUCAGAUGUUUAUGUCCUGAAAAUAGCAAAGGAAUGUUUGGAUUAUUUAUUUGAGCCUGAAGAUUGCAAUUUGAAAUCCUAGGCGGCAGAAAAUUAACUUUAACUUAGAAGGCAUGAGUGCUGGUGAAUAUGCCGAGAGCAGAAUAAAUUCACUUCUAUUCCACUCCUGGCCACUGUAAUCUCUCACGCGUGGAUUUCUGCUGCACUAAUCCAGCAGCACGAAUACCAGAUUACGAUGAAAAUGCUAACGGUAUGAAUUUGAGUACGUUAGCAUCAGUUGCUACAUUCCAAACGUGUGCUACCGCUGUUACCAUGGUGAUAUACUGUGCAGCCUAAUUUAGAAAGUUGCAACAGAGACGGUGAUUUUCACAAGCUGCAUCCAGCUGAACAAGACUGAAACCGGCCACCAGACGAGACGCACAUGUUUAAAUACAUUGUAAACAAUCAGCGCUACCGCUGCUUUUAUCGCGUAGCCGUGUACGUUAGCUAGAUCAAUAAUUUACACAGAAAUAAUCUGCAUAUUUUAUUUACUUUGACCGUGUUGCUUUCGGCGGACUGAAAAUAUUACUUUGAUUUCAUGUCACUCUAAAAAUAUAGUCAUUACGGUGGACGGCGUUGUGAUCCCAACUCAGGACGUUACAACCGAUUAGUGACGGUGUGACGCUGAAGUACUGCAGAGCGGGAUGGACACACUCAACCCGGCUUCAUAGUUUGCUGCCCAACUCCCAAGUUCAACCUGUUAUGAUUUAAAAUACUCAGAUUUCUAACAUGUUUCAUCAUUUCUAUUGUGGUUGGUUUUGUUUCUUUAAACCGUGCCUUGUUUAGUGUCUUCAAGUCAGUUCAUUGUCAAAACUUUUAUCUGAAUUUGAAAAAUGAAGGUAGGUUAUGCUGCCAUCAUGUGGCAGAGAAGGGGGACUGCUAAUUACCCACACUUUACACUGUUGCCCUCAAAUAAUUGUGAAGGUACUCAAGUUCCUUUGAGUUUCUCAACACACUAGAGCUUUAAUCCGCCAGUUGUUUCUGUGCGCCAGUGGAAGUGUGCGCUCCUUAGAGAAGAAUUAGAUUUGCACUUUGUAAUCUAAAAACUCGUCGUCGUCUAUAUGGUUAAAUGAAUGGAGAUGCCGAAACGUCAUUUUGCCUUUUUAAAAUGAUACAAAACUUCCAUGAGCAAUUACAAACGAUGGUCAGUAUAUUGGUUUGGGAAAUCUUUUCAGUGCAGCUUUUUCCAGUUUGUUGGUUGCAUUGUAACUGCAUUUACUGCACAAGUUCAUAUUAUUACAGGAAACAUUUAAUAUCUAUUUAGUCUGUUUAGAUAAGUGGAUGAUGUCAUGGAUACCUUUACAUCGUAUCAGCCAUGAGGGACGAUUAGUGCGAGUGUAACGUCUGAAUGGUGGUUACCAAAAUUCCCUGGUGAAAACAUUGAUAAGGGUCGUUUGUAGCUUGUGAAAUACAUUAAAUAUAUUGAUUUGAGGAGCUGGUACUUGCUGUUGUUUAUAAUAAAUGCACUGAAAGCAUGAUUUAUAUCAAAUGAAUUAGUUGGACAACAGGAAACAAGGGAAAAGCGUCUAAAUUACGUGUUUUUUUUUCUGUUCCUGAGCCUUCUACUCUUUUUAAAUGUGUAUCUGUCCUUUUUAUAUUAGACAUUAAUUAAGCUCGGCUCACAGCAAUAUUAUGAGAAUGUUUUAUAUUUACUUGCUGCAGAUCAUCCAUUUAGAUAGUUCUGUCAUUGACACUGUUUACUGAUUUAGUUUGAUAAUUGGUGUUUUUCCAGGUGGUGGGCAACUACUUAAGAGUUUUAUUAUAUUAUUUUAUUCUAUUCAUAAUAUAUAUAUUUUUAGUUCUUGCACAGCUUUAGUUUACUGCGAUUCAAAUUCCACAAUAGGGUGCCAAAACAAAUUUGCCCAGACUCAGGCCCCGUCUACAUUUAUUUGCAUCUGACGUUUUGUUCUUGUCCGCACAAAAACAAAGGUUUUGGUCAAAUAAAUUGCGAUUUAAAAGGCUUUCAAAGGUUUAUUGACAGAUGGUUUUAUUGUCAGUGAAUUUUUUUUCUUUUUUCUUCAUUUUCCUUACAAACAAACUGUUUUUAAUAUCUGACUAAUGAAGCCAAAGCUUAGAAGCUAUGGACUUCUCCAGGAAUAAUUAGAUCAACUUAAGACAUCUGAAUUGAAGCAUUUACUAAAUUGGAAUUUUUUUUCUACAUUCCAAAGUCUUUAAGAUAAUAAAAUAAAAUAAAAUCAUAACCACUGUGGUUCUAAAGGCUUAAUUUCAAUUGGAUGGAACAAAAUGAAAUUUUGACGUCAUUUUUGUAUCGAAGGUGGAACCUGGAAAGUCUGAAUUUGAAAAUUAUUUUACCAUCCUUAUGAUACUCUGUAGAUCCUCUUGGAUUUCUGUCUGCUCUGCUCUCAGGCUCUGCUUGUUUUUACUACCUUGAGUCUUUUCCUUCCACUGUCACCAUGUGCUUGUGUCAUAACUGGGAACAGACUGGAAUGUGUGUAAUCUUAAUGGUUGGAUUAAUCUGGUCGCACACUUCUGGAUGGUGGUUGGACCCAUUUGUCCUGUGAAGUGCCUUGAGGUGACAUUUGUUAAUGAGUGAAGUGAUGCUACACAAAUAAACCGAGUUCAAAGUAAAUCCCACGUUGUAACAGAAUCCCGCCGAAGGAAAAGAACGACUAAAAGUGAUUGAAUAUUGAGAUCUCAAUAAAUAUUUGUAAUUAAAAACAUACACUUCA
Messenger RNA from Poecilia latipinna (sailfin molly), 5827 nucleotides. RefSeq names its product solute carrier family 33 member 1 (gene slc33a1). The coding region runs from base 355 to 2007 and encodes 550 amino acids. Gene Ontology annotation, cellular component: membrane. Gene Ontology annotation, molecular function: acetyl-CoA transmembrane transporter activity. The transcript has 9 exons. Gene Ontology annotation, biological process: acetyl-CoA transmembrane transport. The record is from RefSeq and is a predicted model, not a curated record. Lineage: Eukaryota; Metazoa; Chordata; Actinopteri; Cyprinodontiformes; Poeciliidae.